Rhodofomes roseus is the source of this 1904-nucleotide messenger RNA. RefSeq lists its product as uncharacterized. NCBI's taxonomy places the organism in Eukaryota, Fungi, Basidiomycota, Agaricomycetes, Polyporales, Fomitopsidaceae. The record is from RefSeq and is a predicted model, not a curated record. Gene Ontology annotation, biological process: regulation of DNA-templated transcription; cell differentiation; anatomical structure morphogenesis. Gene Ontology annotation, molecular function: DNA-binding transcription factor activity, RNA polymerase II-specific; RNA polymerase II cis-regulatory region sequence-specific DNA binding. The transcript is spliced from 2 exons. The coding region runs from base 206 to 1858 and encodes 550 amino acids.
GGCAUGCGGACCCACAAUGCAAGACAGAGCCAUAACAGCCCAUGCAUUUCAACCCUCGCCGUCCCUCUCCCGCUCGCUUUCUCCCCCAUUCCCCCCGCCCUCCCGACGCCCCGCCCCCGUCGCCCCGCCCGCAGCACAUCCACCCUCGUCUCAAGACAUCCUCCCCCCGCCGUCCUAGCUCUUUCACCAGCCACUCAAGGCGUACAUGGCUGGCCCUUCACGGACAAACGGCAAGCCCAGGCCGGGGCCCAUCGGUCCACAACCCCGGCGCCCCCCAAAUGCCUGGAUACUCUACAGGAGCGACAAGCUGCGCGAGCUCACAGCGCAGCGGGACCCCAGCGCGCCGAAACGCCUCCAGGCCGACAUUUCGAAAGAGAUAGCAGACUUUUGGAAGACAGAGGACCCCGAAGUGAAGCGCGAGUACGAGCGCAUAGCCGACAUCAAGAAACAAGAACACAUGCAGGCGUAUCCCGGAUACAAGUUCCAGCCUGUAAAGAAGGAAGACAAGGCGAAACGUAGAGAGGAGGAGAAGGCAGAGAAGGCCAGAGUCAAAGAGGAGCUGAAGAAAGCGAAGGCGCGCCAUGUGCCGUACGUCCAGCAAGAUCAUCUCGCCGCGGGCCCGACCCCGCAGCUACCACAACCACCUUUCACCCAUCCCAACUACCCCUACUGUCCCUUGGGACCCUCGCCUCCACUCUCAGCCGCGUCGUCACCGAUGUGCACGCCCAGUCCGCUGUCUAUCGCGGGUGAGCUCCCUGACGAGGACAUGGACGUCAAGAUGGCGUUCCCGGGCAUGACGACCGUCAUGCUGCCCCCAACACAGAAACGGCUAUCCAAAGCUGCGGGCAAGAAGCGUGCGUACAACGCACGCAUGCCACCACCACCUCUUCCAGAGAGGGUCCAGCCCCAGCCCCCGCCGGCGCCGCUCACGCCAGAGAGUAUAUCGCCACCUUCGGCAUCGGGCCCGCAAUCAGUCGAGCUCCCAAUGGUAGACGCGUCGUCUGCAUCUACGUCCGCGCCCAUGGACCCUCCUGGCAUCAUGGUGUCCUCUGCGGACCCCGUGUACGCGUCGGCGCAAGCGGAGCAGGAGAUGGAAGACGUCGCGAUGGACAUGUCGACCGAGGCUGGCCCCUCGAGCAUGGACCUCGACGCGCUCAUUCACACCAACCAACUGGAGCUCAUGCCCACGGAUGACACGGACACUUUCAAUUUCGAUAUGCAGCUGUCGGACAUCGUGGGUGCAGACUGGCUCCAACCUCAAGCCCUAGACGACAGCUUCAUGGGCUCGAACGCGAACGCUACUGGUGCACCGGGCGUGUACGAGCUCGCGCCGAUCCCGACCGCGGAGUUCAACGUGUUCCCGCCGCCGAGCAUGAACAUCGAGCUCGGCGUCAUGUCCGGGCCCAUGCGCACCUCCGCGCCGGAAGAAGUCGCUGUGUUUGCAGAGCUGCUCGAUGGCAUCGACUGGCAGAAUAUGCCUGGCGGCGCGCUCUUCGGCUCGAUGCAGGGCGACUGGGAGGUAGGAGGGGCUGGAGACGGUAUGGACAUGGACAUGGGAAUCGACCCGAGCAUGAUGCAAGAGCAGCCACGGAGCGUCACUCAGAACGAUCUCCUCCAGCAGUUUCUCAACAUGACUCAACUGUCCGACGUGGAAGAGUCCCAGAAUGGUGGUGGCCCGUCGACCUCGUCCGCACAGCUGCAAAUGGAGGUGCCCCCUCCCCCUGCUCAGGUCCCGACUCCAUCGACACCCAGGGCAGCGAUUUCCUCGUCAAGUACCGGGUACACACCGCCGUCUGGAGCGGCAAACUUCUCAAAACGACGCGUAGCAGGGAGCUGGAAGGCUUCGCCUCGCGCAUGAGGCUCACGAACUGUUUCACGAAAGACGAACGACUGGAUGAAUACUA